AUGGCGGAUUUUUCCGACAAAGGAUCAUCUACAUCAUCCGCCGACUGGAGCGACGAAGAAGGGGACGAGUACCUGGCCAAGGCGCUUGCUUCCGACGAGUACCUCCAAGGGUCUAGCCGUUCCUCGCCAUCGACGCUCCCUCCACCGCCGCCGCCGGCAAGCAUGGCUGGUGGUGCUGGAGGGACACCACAGCUAACCGCCGUACCACGCCCCGGCUCCCCAGCCAUCUCCCCCCCGAGAAAUCGCUUCCAUCUAGGGGUGCUGCGGUUCCACGACCAGCCUCACGUUGACAAGAUCCUGCGGCUGUGCUCGGACUCGGAGAAGGCGGGCCGGGCGGCGGAGGCUAAGGCCUCUGCCUCCGCCUCCUCGAGGGGCAAGGGUUCGAGGAGAGGGAGUCCCACCGCUGACAGGCACGUCUCGCCGUACGCCGGGAUCGUUCAGAUCGACCCGGACACGGCUGUGAUGCCGGCGUCUCGUGCGGCCAUCUUCAGGGCGGCUGGGGCGGCGUGCUUCGCCGUGGACGAGACCCUGGUCCGGUGAGAACCCGGGGUGUUCCGUCCCGGCUUUGUAGGGAUGGGAGGU
Ectocarpus siliculosus is the source of this 582-nucleotide messenger RNA. The record is from the annotation of a GenBank genome assembly. NCBI's taxonomy places the organism in Eukaryota, Phaeophyceae, Ectocarpales, Ectocarpaceae.